Messenger RNA from Stylophora pistillata, 2541 nucleotides. RefSeq lists its product as uncharacterized. Lineage: Eukaryota; Metazoa; Cnidaria; Anthozoa; Scleractinia; Pocilloporidae. Gene Ontology annotation, cellular component: extracellular region. The record is from RefSeq and is a predicted model, not a curated record.
CUACCCCUCUGAUAAAUUUUUACUAGUUUAAAUGAAGCGCUUUGAACCCUUUACACACUUUAUGCAUAUUCUCAACGCUGUUCAAUACGCUUCCUAUGAAACUGACAAGGAGAAUUGUUUAAAAGUCAAGAGCUUCUUUGGAAGGCGAUAAUUUUCUUAAUUUAGAUGCGAGUCACUCUCAAAGGGUUAAACUAGAAAGGAAGGUCUUCAUUUAGUCUCAUUUUACAAGUGUUUUAUAUCUAUGGCCAUAUCUAAUCUUGCCUUUCUUUCUGUAGUAAGGGCUUCAUUGACACUAAUUACUCGUUUGAUGGAUGAUGCAAAUAUAUUGAAGUGCGUGCAUCCUGAAGUUGAAGCAAGCUAAAUAAAUGGAAUGACGGGGCUGGACGCGAGCACUUAACAGCGUGCCAUUUCAUUCCAUUGUCACUUAAAGAAUCGCACUGGUAGAGCUCAGUUUGACAGAAGGAGGCGUUAGAAAGUGUGGAAACCAAACGGACAAUAGCCAAAGAGAAGGGUCAAAGAUGCCUGACAAAUUUGGUAAAGAAGCACUGGAAGCUCACAACAGAUACCGGUCUCUCCACCAGGCUCCUCCGCUGAAGUGGUCAAGAUCUUUAGAAAAAGACGCUGAAAAGUGGGCUAAACAGUUGGCUAAAGAAGGAGGGAGGCUGAGACAUGAAGAAACUGAUGAUGGAGAGAACGUAUACGCCAUAUCCGGUAAGAGUGAUGUCACCGGAGGAGAAGUCGUGGAUCGGUGGUACGCAGAAGUUGACAACUAUGAUUUUAGAAGUCCAGGAUUCAAAAGUGGCACUGGCCACUUCACACAGAUUGUUUGGCAGGAGUCAACUGAAUUCGGAAUAGGAAAGGCCAAAGUUGGCGACGACAAAGUUAUUGUCGUAGCUCGCUAUCGACCACCAGGAAAUGUCAUUAAUCACUUCCAAAACAAUGUUAAUCCAAAGCUGGGUAGCUCAGUCACUAACCGCUCUAGGGAGAGGGAUUCGAGAGAUUCUUCGACGCGGCCGGAACCAAGACGAGAAAUUGAUGACUCCAGAAGAUCUUCUUCUCGACAAGAAAAAACUGAAACAAUUACUUAUGAUCGAGACGGGGUCAAAACUACAGUAACGAGGACAGUCAUAACUGAUGGAGAAAGGGGAGAUCAAUUUGAUAGAUUUCCAAGAGAUAUGAGAAGAGCAUUUGACGACGGUCCUUUCAAAGAUAAAAAGGAAAGAUUGGAGCAAAGCGAACCUUUCAAGGAUAGGAUGGACAAGUGGGAAAGAAAUGCUCAGCCAACGUCUUACUCGACUUCGUGGAGCAGUCAGAAACCUAAGGAAACAAGACCAGCAGAUAGAUUUAGUCCUUCCGCCUCAGCUACCUCAUCUCCAGCGGGAUCAUUUGCAAAACAAUCCCUGGACAGUCAUAAUAAAUACCGAGCUAUGCAUGGUGUUCCGGCCAUGAAGUGGGCGGAUGACCUUGCAAGGGAAGCGCAAGCUUGGGCUGAGAAGCUUGCACGCGCCCGUACAUUGCAGCAUUCGAGUAAAAGCGAGAGAAAAGAUGCUGGAGAGAACUUAGCAUAUUUUACGGAAAGGUUUGAUUCUGCAGGAGAAGAAGCUACCACUAUGUGGUACGACGAGUAUAAAGAUUAUGAUUUCCGCCGUGGUGGAUGGCAGGGGGGAACUGGACACUUCACUCAAGUGGUUUGGAAAGGCAGUAAGGAGCUAGGAAUGGGUCGAGCGAAAACAAGUGAUGGUAGAGGAACAUAUGUGGUGGGUCGAUAUCGUCCUGCAGGAAACGUCAUCAACUACAUGCAAGACAACGUGUUUCCAAGGAGAGGGCGCUAAGUCACAGAAUGAAAUCACGCUCAAAUGCAAAAUUAAUAAACAUAGGCGUUGACAUUUGAUGUAAAUCUUAAUUUUCAUAACGACAAUUAUGUUUUCUCGACAGAAUAAAAUUUACUGAAUUUACAUUCAAGGGAAAACUUAGAGCAUGUAACACAAGUAUGGAAGUUUUUUUUUUUUUAAUGAUAACAUUACUAUUUGCCUAGAAAGGCGAUGAAAAUUCAGUAUAUUCAGUAGAAAAUUAAAUGUGGCAAACUUUAGUCGGACGGUUACAUAUUCUUGUUCGUACGACCCGAACGGGUUAACAUAAUAAAACGACAGAAUAUUGUCUUAAGGUAACUGGAGUAAGCUUACAAAUUAAAACAGAGAAUAACUUUUCAACAGUUAUGCCGGGUUCAAUAUAGAGAAGGCCAGAGAAACAUGAACCAGCUUCAAGCUGUCCCAGGUUUUUUUUAGUCUCAGACGCGCAUGCACCUCGAGCAAGCAUCUUUUAUCAUUGUCAGAUAACGCACGCUUGAGCAUGAAAAGAGGAUGUUUUUUUCACGUGCUACUUUAGUCCUUUUAUACAGAAAAUACGCGGGUAUUGCCAGCCUUGUAACAUUUUAUAUCAUUUCGCCGGCGGUAUUUAAUGAUGCUCAUUUUUUGAGCACUUGUAAGGGCUGUAUGAUACAAGUAGAAAUCACAUUCAUUAAAAAAAAAAUAGUCAAAAAUA